Messenger RNA from Liolophura sinensis, 587 nucleotides. RefSeq lists its product as uncharacterized. The coding region runs from base 1 to 507 and encodes 168 amino acids. Gene Ontology annotation, cellular component: extracellular region. Lineage: Eukaryota; Metazoa; Mollusca; Polyplacophora; Chitonida; Chitonidae. The transcript is spliced from 5 exons. The record is from RefSeq and is a predicted model, not a curated record. Gene Ontology annotation, molecular function: chitin binding.
AUGAUAAUUUUGGCGCAAGCUGCUCUCAGCAUUGCUGAUGACGUUUUCCUGGACGAACAUUGUAAAGGGAAGCCCGAUGGUAACUAUGACCUCGCGUGCAAGGCUUUCAUCGUGUGUACCGGGGGCAAAGCCCAUCAGGUGUACUGCAUCAAUGGACAAGUUUACAACCACAACACGGGCAAAUGUGACGAAACAUGGGCAAAUGAGACGAGUAAGUUUUGCGUGGCAACCAAAACACGGGCAAAUGUGACGGUCAAUAACUCAAACAAUGAUUACAGCGCUAUAAACUCCCCGCCGCCGUGUGGAAUACAGAGAGACUGCCAUGCGCUUCACGAUGGACGAUACGCCGAUACCCUUCGGCUUCCCAAGUGCAAAUAUUACUACACCUGUCAUGGCGGACAGUUCCUGGGCCACAAUGAGUGUCCGGGAGCACUGGUCUUCAACGAGACACUCGGUAUCUGUGACUGGGAAAACGAUGUUUUUCCUCCUUGUGGAUCACGACAGUAACGGCUGGUCCAGCAGCCGAGGGCAGUGGAGUAGAUGUACAUGUAGGCCUGCAUGUAAAAUAAGUAAUAAAGAGAAGUAAC